GACUGGCUCUGCAUACAUUUCCAUUCAUUUUCAUCUCCUUCUCUCUCUUCAUUCUCUGCUGCUGCUUUCUCUCUCUAGAAGUGUCCCUGUCGGACGUCGUCGUUUCGCUCCACCUUCGCUUGCUUCUUGUGGACGGGUGAAGCCUGGUGGGAGCUGGAGGAGGGACGGAGCUGUAAUUUCAGUGAGCUCCAGUGGUGAGUGUUAGCGGGUUUAUCUGAAGGCCGUCGAAUUAGUUGAAGUCGAGCCCUCUCGAUCGAGGGUUUUGGUCGGCGAGGUUGAGCAAUACUAAUGCAGAAGACAUAAGAACUUGUCAAAUUUUGUGCUGCAGCAACUGCAUUGAUAAAAACGGAAAAUGUUGGAAGGUCCAAAAUUUACAGGAAUUAUAGGCCUAAACAAUAACCACGACAAUUAUGAUUUCUCGCAAAAUUUCUAUCGCAAGCUCAAUGAGGGAUCAAAUAUGUCAAUCGAUAGUUAUGGGAGCUUGCAGAUGAGUAAUGGUGGAGGAUCUGUUGCCAUGUCGAUGGACAACAGUAGUGUUGGAUCUACUGAUUCCCACACUCACAUCUUGGGCCACCAGGGUCUGAAGCAUGUCAAUAACUAUUCAGUUGCUGCCAGCGUCAAUCACGGGAGAGUUUCUCAAGGACUGAGUGAUGACGCUCUGGCUCAAGCUCUGAUGAACCCUAGAUAUCCUACAGAGGGACUUGGUAAUUAUGAUGAGUGGACGAUUGACUUGAGGAAGCUUAACAUGGGGCCCGCUUUUGCUCAGGGGGCUUUCGGUAAGCUCUACAAAGGCACGUAUAAUGGUGAGGAUGUUGCGAUUAAGCUUUUGGAGAGGCCGGAGAAUGAUGUAGAGAGGGCACACUUGAUGGAGCAGCAGUUUCAACAGGAGGUAAUGAUGUUGGCAAGGUUGAAACACCCGAAUAUUGUUCGCUUCAUUGGUGCAUGCCGGAAACCAAUGGUCUGGUGUAUUGUCACGGAAUAUGCUAAAGGGGGUUCUGUGCGCCAAUUCUUGACAAAGCGUCAAAACCGUUCUGUCCCCCUGAAAUUGGCUGUAAAGCAGGCCCUAGAUGUGGCGAGAGGGAUGGAAUAUGUCCACGGGUUAAAUUUGAUUCACCGAGACUUGAAGUCCGACAAUCUCUUAAUUGCUGCUGACAAGUCCAUCAAGAUUGCGGAUUUUGGGGUAGCUCGUAUUGAGGUGCAGACGGAAGGAAUGACACCAGAAACAGGCACAUACCGUUGGAUGGCCCCGGAAAUGAUCCAGCAUAGGCCUUACACCCAGAAAGUUGAUGUAUAUAGCUUUGGCAUUGUACUGUGGGAGCUGAUCACGGGGAUGCUACCAUUCCAGAAUAUGACUGCUGUUCAGGCAGCAUUUGCUGUUGUCAACAAAGGUGUCCGACCGACCAUACCCAACGACUGUCUUCCUGCACUUAGUCAGAUCAUGACGCUUUGCUGGGAUGCUAAUCCUGAUGUUAGGCCCUCGUUCAACGAGGUCGUGAGAAUGCUGGAGGCGGCAGAGACUGAGAUCAUGACAACUGUCAGAAAGGCUCGUUUUCGUUGCUGCAUGAGUCAACCAAUGACUACAGAAUGAUUUAAGAAGAGAGUAAAGAAUUGGGAAAAGGAGAAGUGAUUUUGUGCCAAAGCAGCUUUGUGUAUGUAUCAAGCUUAAUUUCUUUCCUCAGGUAGAGAAAAGGGGGAGAAAGUUGAUGAUAAAAAUAUGUGCUUGCUUUUUUCUUUCUUUUUUUUUUCAACUGUCUGGAUUUAAGAUACUGAAUUUAGUGGUAAUAGAGGAGAUUCCAUGUGUAUUUAUGCAUUUCCCCUUGUGUUGUAUCUAAAUCUGCCCUUUUUAGUUCAGUAUCUGUUCAUCUACUAUACCGUGUUGCAUUCGUUA
Molecule: messenger RNA, 1888 nt
Organism: Sesamum indicum (sesame)
Lineage: Eukaryota; Viridiplantae; Streptophyta; Magnoliopsida; Lamiales; Pedaliaceae
Product: serine/threonine-protein kinase STY13
Biological process (GO): signal transduction; protein phosphorylation
Cellular component (GO): cytoplasm
Molecular function (GO): ATP binding; protein kinase activity
Source: RefSeq, a predicted model, not a curated record